This is a messenger RNA of Micropterus dolomieu (smallmouth bass), 3087 nucleotides long. It is a transcript of the gene vps4b, whose product is annotated as vacuolar protein sorting 4 homolog B. Bases 109 to 1635 code for a protein of 508 amino acids. The transcript has 13 exons. Gene Ontology annotation, biological process: endosomal transport; vacuole organization. The record is from RefSeq and is a predicted model, not a curated record. Gene Ontology annotation, molecular function: ATP binding; ATP hydrolysis activity. Lineage: Eukaryota; Metazoa; Chordata; Actinopteri; Centrarchiformes; Centrarchidae.
AUAAGCAAACAGGAACUUGUUGUGCAGUGACACACGACUAAGUAGCCUAAACGAAACAAGACAAGCAAGGAUCACGGGCUGACUCUGUUUAUUCUCACAGGACUCCGCAUGGAGCCAACAAAUCUACAGAAAGCUAUUGCCAUAGCACAGAAGGCCUCAGAAGAAGACCAGGCCGAGAACUAUGAGGAGGCCAUCCGCUCCUACCAACAUGCUGUCAAAUACUUUCUGCACAUUGUAAAACGUGAACCCCAGGGUAAAGAUGGCAACCAGAAGAUCAGAGAAAAAUGUAAACAGUACCUGGACAGAGUGGAAGAACUACAAGACUACCUAGUGAAUAAAGAGAAAGCCAUUGAUCUUGCCAGCAAGGCGGCUCAGGAGGAUAAAGCUCAGAACUACGAGGAGGCUCUGCGUCUGUACCAAGCUGCUGUUCAGUACUUCCUCCAUGUGGUGAAAUAUGAAACCCAGGGUGACAAAGCUAGACAGAGCAUCCGGGCAAAAUGUGCAGAGUACUUGGACAGAGCAGAGAAGCUGAAGGAGUAUCUAAAGAAGAAAGACAAAGCUCCUCCCGCCAAGCCUGUCAAAGAGUCACAGUCUGAUGACAAGGGGAAUGAAAGCGAUGAAGGUGAUGAUCCAGAGAAAAAGAAGUUCCAAAAUCAACUCUCAGGUGCAAUUGUUAUGGAGAAACCUAACAUCAAAUGGAAUGAUGUUGCCGGUUUAGAGGGAGCCAAGGAGGCACUGAAAGAAGCUGUUAUUCUUCCCAUCAAAUUCCCCCACCUUUUCACCGGAAAGAGAACUCCAUGGCGAGGGAUCUUGCUCUUUGGACCUCCAGGUACAGGAAAGUCAUAUCUGGCUAAAGCUGUUGCCACAGAGGCAAACAACUCAACCUUCUUCUCCAUCUCCUCGUCUGACCUUGUCUCCAAAUGGCUGGGAGAGAGUGAAAAGUUGGUGAAGAAUCUUUUUAGCCUUGCAAGGGAGCACAAGCCUUCCAUCAUCUUCAUUGACGAAAUCGACUCUCUGUGUGGCUCAAGAAGUGAGAAUGAGAGUGAAGCUGCUCGCCGUAUUAAGACAGAGUUCCUGGUUCAGAUGCAGGGUGUGGGAAAUGACAACGAGGGAGUGCUGGUACUUGGGGCAACAAAUAUCCCAUGGACCCUAGAUUCAGCCAUCAGGAGAAGAUUUGAGAAGAGGAUCUACAUCCCGCUGCCCGAAGAGCACGCUCGCGGCUUCAUGUUCAAGCUCAACCUGGGCUCGACCCCCAACAGCCUCAGCGAGUCUGACUUUGUCACUCUGGGCAAGAAGACAGAUGGGUACUCGGGCGCAGAUAUCAGUGUCAUUGUCAGGGACGCUCUAAUGCAGCCUGUUCGAAAGGUCCAGUCAGCAACCCACUUCAAACAGGUACGAGGUCCAUCAAGAACUGACCCCAACCAUGUUGUAGAUGACCUCUUGACUCCUUGCUCACCUGGCGAUCCCAACGCGAUUGAAAUGACAUGGAUGGAGGUCCCUGGGGAGAAGCUAUUGGAACCUAUAGUAUCCAUGUCAGACAUGAUGAGGUCUCUGGCUAACACAAAGCCAACAGUCAAUGAACAAGAUCUGGACAAACUUAAAAAAUUCACAGAGGACUUUGGGCAGGAAGGCUAGGUGGGAUGAUUGAGCCAAGCCAAACCAAAGGAAUUUUGAUCGUCUCUCUUUACUGUCCUUGUCUCGUUUUGUCUCUCUCUGUCUCAUCAUAAUUCUUAACCCUGCCUCGUGGUUUAUGACAAGUGGGCAAGAAUACUGCUCUGUAUUGCCAAUCUGAUUACCACACAAAGGGUAGAAGACCACGUUUGAUCCAAUUUUCACUAUUGUCCAAAGACGAUUUAAGACUUCCCAUCCACGGCUGACCUGAUAAGAGUCAAUAUGACAUAGGGAAUUUAGAAGAUUGUUUGACUUGAACUAAAGACUUUAUGUUGUAGUGAGCAGAAUGCCCAAGCAACGUAAGGAAGCUAACGACAGACAUACACAAGAAUUAUUGCAAACAACGCUAUUGUAAUCAAGAUAAUUUAUUUUCAGUUAGGACUUGUGUCCUUAUUUUCCAGUCAGAAUACAUCUCAUAGACUAAUAAAUGCCCCGUAUAUAUUGUCUAUUUUAUAUUAAGAAAAGAGAAGCAUUUUAUAGUGUGUACUGUACUUUGUGAAGUGUACAAAUCUUGGGCUGGGGGAGUGAAGCGCGGCAUGAGUUCAUAGGAUUUGUUGUGAUGAAAAGUCAUUGUUGUCUCAAGGUGGUGGACGUUUUGAGUUUUGAGACCGAGAUACUCAGGAUGAGAGCUUCAUUAGGCCCUGUGGAAAUGAUGGAUUGUUUAUCCAGUUUCCUAACAAAUGACAAUUGCAUUUCUUUACUCAUUUGUCAUUUGAAUUAAACACGGCUAUUGAAUCACCAAUGGUGCCAGACCAGCAUUAUUUUACAAGUUUUCAAGGACUCAAUAGCUUUGAAUUGCUUUGUCACUCAGCUCAUGGUUUCUUUAUCUUUUUUUUCGCAAUCUACUGUUCAUAUUUUUCACUACUAUCCACAGGCUUUGCUGAGUAUCCUAAAUACAAACUGCAAAACUAGGCCUUAUAUUAAGAUAAAGUCACAUUGCUAAUUUUGAUGGUGUUGAAGUUGGACACUGAUGGCUCAGGUGGAGAGAUCAUCUUCUUGUAUACUUUACAACAUAGGAAUGCAUCUCCAAGCAUGAGCUAUAUGUAGCCAUAAGUGGCAGUGUGCACCAUGUGCCUUCCAGAAAAGCUGCAAGAUUCUUUUUUUUUUUAUUGGUUUAUUUCUAAAUUGGUCAAAUUGCUUAUAUAUACAGUGCUUUGUCACUACAACUAAGACAUGUAUAAUACUUGCACAUUUCAUGUAAGCUCUUUUAGAGAUUGUAUACAACUGUAUUCUUUUUCUCCUAAGGUGUGAAAACUCUUGUGUGAGUUAUGAUGGCGAACACUUCUUAUUUUACUGUAAAUGUCUAUACAUAUAGCCAACUUUUGAGCCUUUUCGCUUUGAAGAGGUCACCCAUGCAUAAGGCUUUCUGUUUUUCAUUUCCAUAAUGUAAAUAAAAGUUAUAGCUUCAUCAAGAAA